Messenger RNA from Engraulis encrasicolus (European anchovy), 3239 nucleotides. It is a transcript of the gene clptm1, whose product is annotated as CLPTM1 regulator of GABA type A receptor forward trafficking. Bases 35 to 1954 code for a protein of 639 amino acids. The record is from RefSeq and is a predicted model, not a curated record. The transcript is spliced from 14 exons. Lineage: Eukaryota; Metazoa; Chordata; Actinopteri; Clupeiformes; Engraulidae. Gene Ontology annotation, cellular component: endomembrane system; membrane.
CCAGCAGUGUGCGACAGAGAUAGGUAACGUUAAGAUGGCGGCGCAGGAGACCGAAUCCACCAAGCAAACUGCUGUUAGCAACGGCGAGGUGAGCAGCAAUGGAGAGGCUGCGGGUGACCAGGUGGCACAGACGGACGGAGCAGCACUGGACCCACAACAGCAGCAACCGCAGCAGCCACAACCGGCUCCAAACGCAUGGCAGGUCAUCAAGGGCGUCCUCUUCAGGAUCUUUAUCAUUUGGGCCAUCAGUAGCUGGUUCCGUAGAGGCCCCUCAACGCCAGACCCCAACACUCCUGCUGGGGCACCACGGGUUCCCAGCCGGAACCUUUUUCCCAAGGACACCCUAAUGGAUCUUUAUGUGUAUUUAUCUCAAGACGAGAUAUUCACAGAGUUCAACAGCACAGAAGCGUUAUUUUGGUUUGAGCGAGAUCUAGUCUAUGGAGACUGGAAUUCAGGAGACCAGGGGUGCUUUGAGCAUUACCAGGAACUGGAUAUACCAGAGAGUCUCCAGCAAAAUGGCUCUCUCUAUAUCCAUGUUUACUUCACCAAGAGUGGCUUUCACCCAGAUCCCAAGCGCAAGGGUCAGCAUCGUAGGCUGGCCACUGUCCAUGCCUCCAGAAUGCUGAACAAGUUCAAAAGAAGAAAGUUUAUGAAGACAAAGAAUCUCCUCACUGGAGAGACAGAAGCAGACCCAGAGAUGAUAAAGCGCGCUGAGAGCCACGGGCCGGUGGAGAUCAUCUCGCACUGGCACCCCAACCUGACCAUCAACAUGGUGGACGACCACACGGCCUGGGUCAAGGGCUCCGUUCCCCCGCCCCUCGACCAGCAUGUGAAGUUUGACGCGGUCAGUGGCGACUACUAUCCCAUUGUGUACUUCAACGACUACUGGAACCUGCAGAAGGACUACUACCCCAUCAACGAGACGCUGGAGAAGCUGCCCCUGCGGCUCACCUACUGCCCGCUCUCCCUGUGGCGCUGGCAGCUCUACGCCGCCCAGAACGCCCGCUCGCCAUGGAACUUCCUGGGAGACGAGGCCUACGACCAGUCCGACGAGGACCAGGACUCAGUGAAGGUGGCCUUGCUGGAGACCAACCCUUAUCUACUGGGCCUGACCAUUGUGGUCUCCAUAGUGCACAGCAUCUUUGAGUUCUUGGCUUUCAAAAAUGACAUCCAGUUCUGGAACAGCCGCCAGUCUCUGGAGGGGCUGUCGGUGCGCUCCAUCAUCUUCGGGGUCUUCCAGUCCCUGGUGGUGCUGCUCUACAUCCUGGACAACGAGACCAACUUUGUGGUGCAGGUCAGCGUCUUCAUCGGCCUGCUCAUCGACUUCUGGAAGAUCACCAAAGUCAUGGACGUCAAGCUGGACAGAGAGAACAAGAUUGCUGGAGUAAUCCCACGACUGGUAUUCAAAGACAAGUCCUCAUAUGUACAGUCCUCCACCAAAGAGUUUGACGACAUGGCGUUCAAGUACCUGUCGUGGUGCCUGUACCCACUCUUUGGCUGUUACGCCGUCUACAGCCUGCUGUACGUGGAGCACAAAGGCUGGUACUCCUUUGUACUCAGCAUGCUCUACGGCUUCUUGUUAACUUUUGGUUUUAUUACCAUGACACCACAGCUGUUCAUCAACUACAAGAUGAAGUCUGUGGCCCACCUCCCAUGGAGGAUGCUUACCUAUAAGGCACUCAACACUUUCAUUGAUGACCUGUUUGCCUUCGUCAUCAAGAUGCCUAUGAUGUACAGAAUAGGCUGUCUAAGAGAUGAUGUGGUGUUCUUCAUCUACCUGUACCAGCGAUGGAUCUACAGAGUGGACCCCAACCGUGUCAACGAGUUUGGCACCAGCGGAGUGGACAACACCAAGGACAGCAGCAGCAGCACGGCACCACAGGCCUCCGCAGAUAACGGAGGACCCCCACCCGCCAUCGAAGAAAAAGCAGAGGAGGAGAAGAAGAACGACUGAGCUGCCUACCUGCCUGCCUGCCUGCCUCCCUCCCUCCUCACUCAACCUUCUCCCUCCCCCUCCCCCCAGCUCUUCCGGCGAAGGUGCAGCCAAACCCCGCUUCAAAGGCAAAAUGUUGGCUAUUUUGCCAGGGGCGGUUAAAAAAAAAAAAAUGGAGUAUAUGGUAUUCUCUAAUUGACUCUGCAAAAAAAAAAAAGAAAAACAAACGACCACCUACACACAAGCGAAAGAAGAAAAAAAAAAUCAAGAAGUUUGUUAUUCUUUCAUGUGGGAUUCACUUGCAAAAAGAGUCAUAUUUAAUGUAGACCUCCUAAUUACUUUUUAUUUUCUAAAAAAGCAAACGUUUCCAUAUUUUUGCAGUUUAAGUGAAGUAAAAAAAAAUGUGAUGUACUGUUUUACAUAUUGUUGGGACCGUGAUGUCGGGGUGGGUGGGUAUCGAAUUGAUUUCUUAACUAAUAAAAUUAAAAUGUAGCCCAUUUGAAAUGGGGACACAUGGGGGUGAUUACAGUACAUAUCAGCGGAAUUCUAGAGAUGAAAACAGUGCAGAAAAAAUCCGAGGCGUAAAAGCAAUGUUGCUAUUUUUAUGUGGAUUCCUUGUGAUUUAUCUUUUUUUCUUUUUUUUUUCUCUCCUCCAUUCCAUGUGUGAGCGCUGUCAUGUGGGGGGUAGUGAUGGGACUGAUGUGCUUGAGGUAGUGGGGACACAGGCGUCUAUGAUCUGGGUCAAAAUGGCUGACCUGAUCCAAACCCUACUUGCAGAAGAUUGUGACUACCCCUCAUUAAAAAAGAAAAAAAAAACAAAAACAAAAAAAAAACAAAAUGGUUGAUGUUCCAGACUUGAACAAAAAAACAGCCUUGUAGGUAUUAAUAUAUAUUAAUAUUAUUAAUAAGAACAUGAUUUUUGGUCACUUUUUUAAUGUCCAGAAAAGUGUACAGAAUCUCAGCUUGUAAACUUAAUUGCAUUGAUGUCAGAACUGUUUAGCGAUAGUUGAUAUGUCAGUUUCAUUGACCAGUAAUUUUGAUUUCUAAAUAUUCCUCUAUACGUUCACACUCCAUGACUGGACCAUGUUGACAUAAAAGUACAGCCACAUUGUUUAGUAUCAUGAAGGGUGGGGAGGGGAGUCUUGUUGCACUGUCAGGUGUAUAAAAGACAAAUAGCUUUUUUUCUCUUUCUUUUUUUUUUUUUCCUUUUUGUGCCGCAAUUAUGAAUUGAUGGAGUUUUUAUUUUGGUACAUUAAAGUUUGAUCACUCAUGUUUAUAGUAAAGCAUAAGUGCAGUUAAAACUGUU